This is a messenger RNA of Ceraceosorus guamensis, 775 nucleotides long. RefSeq lists its product as hypothetical. The transcript has a single exon. NCBI's taxonomy places the organism in Eukaryota, Fungi, Basidiomycota, Exobasidiomycetes, Ceraceosorales, Ceraceosoraceae. The coding region runs from base 296 to 712 and encodes 138 amino acids. The record is from RefSeq and is a predicted model, not a curated record.
CAGUCGCAUGGUCAGCAACCAGCUCGUGUCGAACUGAAGACUAGGAAGCUUGGAAGCUUCCGCCGUGCGAGGUGUGUCGGCCGCGGUCGCAUGUUGACUCUGCAUGCCUGUGGGUUUCGCAUUGUCGUUCUUCUUGUGAGGCGUCCGGAUGAGGACCGCCGGAGCUGCGUUUGAGCGCCCGAAAGCCUCGAUACGAUGCGCGCUCGUGCUUGGUCGCCCCCUUGCAUGCAGCUGGCACUCGGUGGGCGUCUUCAUCGCAUUGGAGAUCAAGUUGCGGUGAGCGUCGACAGCCUGCAUGCCAGUAGUCGUGAUGUUCUUCUUCCCCGCAUCGCGAGGCCGAGGAUUCCACUUGGGAAUCGUGCAGCGUGAGCGUUCGCUCCGAGCGCGGCGUCUUCGACUGGGCAAGUCGGCCAGGCGAUGUUGUAGCUUCGAGCCACUCACAAUUCACGCUUGGACGCCACUGAUCGCUCAGACUUUUGACUCACUGACUACUACUGUGACUGACAUACGCACCGUGACAUGCGGUGUCUUUGGUGAGAGCCAUUCACGUCAUGCGGGGCGAAUUUCACAUUCGUUGCGUUCCCUGGCGAACGAACACUCACGACUCGCGACUUUUCUGUUGCGCGAGCGCGGUCUUGGCCGUGACGGCCACCGUUCUCGACGCGCUUCCACUUGUCACUCUCAUCAGAGCCGCUCACGCGCCUCUACGUGAGUAAAUGUUUGAGCGUCCAAAAGGCGAUGUCUAUCACCUCAGAUCUUUGCGGGCUUUGCUUCU